This is a messenger RNA of Cheilinus undulatus (humphead wrasse), 1928 nucleotides long. RefSeq names its product solute carrier family 2 member 11b (gene slc2a11b). The record is from RefSeq and is a predicted model, not a curated record. Gene Ontology annotation, molecular function: hexose transmembrane transporter activity. Lineage: Eukaryota; Metazoa; Chordata; Actinopteri; Labriformes; Labridae. Gene Ontology annotation, cellular component: membrane. Bases 258 to 1793 code for a protein of 511 amino acids. The transcript is spliced from 13 exons. Gene Ontology annotation, biological process: monosaccharide transmembrane transport.
CAGGGGUUCAUUUUCUAAGGGUAGAGACCAAAGUGGAACAUCGUUAUCUGUUGAUCAUCCCUACUUUAUUUUCCACCCAAAAUGAGAAUCAACGAUGGAGAUGGAGAUGGAGAGUCAGAGUUAGAGAAAGUGGAUAAACUUGGCAUCUCGUCAGACUCAAGUUUCCACUUGAGAGCAAACUCUUUACAUGAAGGAAAGACUUGCCUCUGUGCACAAACUUUAUUGGACCAUACUCUGAGCAAAACAUCAGCUUCAAAAUGCCUAAAGAAUUUAUGGACGAGUACCAACCGCUGCUUAUUAAAGGCAUCAAAGAAUCAAAGCAACCAACGUUUCCAAACAAAUCACUUCUACUGGCUGUAUGUGCGGCUUGUAUUGGGGGAACAUUUCAGUAUGGAUACAAUGUAUCUGUCAUCAGUGCACCUACAAUGUAUGUUCAUAAUUUCAUCAACCAAACCUGGAGUGAACGGUACCAAUCAGCCAUCUCUGACCAUGUUCUCACCCUGCUGUGGUCCACAAUUGUGUCUAUGUUCACAGUAGGAGGACUUAUUGGAGUAACAAUCGGUGGGACCAUGUCUAUGAUAUUGGGGAGGAAAGGGGCACUGUUGUCCAAUAAUAUAUUUGCAUUAGUGGCUGCUCUGCUGAUGGGUCUGAGUUACCCUUUGGGAUACUUUGAGUUACUCAUUGUUGGACGUCUUUUCUGUGGAAUAAACGCAGGAAUUGGACUUUGUGUCCAACCUCUGUAUUUGGGGGAAAUAGCUCCAACUUCUCUCCGUGGUGCGAUGGGAACUGGGACUUCUAUUUUCAUCACUGGUGGGAUUUUGACAGGACAAGUGAUUGGCCUCAAAGAGCUCCUGGGCAGAGAAGAGCAUUGGCAUCUCCUGCUUGCUACCACGUGUGUUCCUGCCAUCAUGCAGCUCCUGUUUCUGCCCUGGUUCCCAGAGAGCCCACGCUACCUGUUCAUCGACAAAGGAGAUGAUGCCAGGUGUAAGAAAGCUCUGAAGCAGCUGCACGGAGGAGUUGGCUGUAUUGGUGAAUUGGAAGAAAUAGAGAAAGAGAGAAAUAAUUUUGUAGGUUUCAAAGCAAAGAAACCCUGGGAGCUCUUCACUGAUCGUACUAUUCGCUGGCAGCUUCUCACCAUCUUGCUGCUCAACGCUGCACAGCAGCUGAACGGCAUCAAUGCUAUUUAUUUUUAUGCAGAUUACUUGUUCAAACAAGCUGGUAUCCCUGCUGAGAAGAUACCAUAUGUGACCAUUGGCACUGGUGCUUGUGAGUGUGUCACGGCUUUAACAUGUGGUCUGCUCAUUGACCGUCUGGGAAGGAAAGUGCUCAUCGCAGGAGGAUACACACUGAUGAGUGUCUGCUGCGUUUUGAUCACACUUACACUCACUUUUCAGGAGGCCAACCCAAUCGUUCCAUACUUGAGUAUGGCGUGUGUGUUUGCUUUUAUUUUGAGUUUUGGUCUAGGACCAGGUGGUGUGACAAACAUCUUGACCGCUGAACUGUUUACACAAAGCACACGCCCUGCUGCAUAUAUUAUCUCAGGGUCACUCAACUGGUUCAGCUUCUUCUUCAUUGGCUUGGCCUUCCCUUUUAUUGUGAUCGGACUUAAGCAGUACUGUUUCCUCGUGUUCUUGGUCAUCAGUGCCUCAGUGGCCACUUACAUUUGCCUGGUUGUUCCUGAAACCAAAAACAAAACAUUCCUUGAAAUCGAGACCGCAUUCCAGUCCAACAACCACAAGAAGGCGAAUGGAAUGGAUGGAGCAGGAGCAGUUUUGUUAUCAACUUCUAUUUGAAGUACAAGCUGUGACUCAGGGGUCAUACAUUAAUAUUUUUAUCUUUAUAUAGAGUUUACUUGUAUCACAAAGACCAGUAAUAUACUUUAGAACAUGUAGCAUGAUAAUAAAGGUGCUUUAAGUUAUGGACCUUGC